Rotaria sordida is the source of this 321-nucleotide messenger RNA. NCBI's taxonomy places the organism in Eukaryota, Metazoa, Rotifera, Eurotatoria, Philodinida, Philodinidae. The record is from the annotation of a GenBank genome assembly.
AUGUAUAAAUAUGGUAUUGAAUGUCUAUUUCGAUAUUAUACAUAUGGUAUAGAAAAACAUUUUCAUCAACAUGUAUUUGAAGAUUUUCAACAAGAAACUCUUUGUGAUCAUGAAGCUGAAAAAUUCUGGGCAUUUCUAAAAUAUUCUCGACAAAAACCAAAAAUCAAUCGAAAACUUGAAGAAAUUUUAAAAAACUAUAAAAAUCUUGAAGAUUUUCGUGCUGAUGGUGCAUCAUUUCCACAACAAUUUUUUUCAACAAAAUCAAAUUAUAACAGUUCCAACAUUCGAAGCAAUUGCUGCUGCAGUAGUAAAGAACAGUGA